AUGACCGUGUUAUGGGAUGUCGGUGAAUGUCCACCCAGGAAGAAACUCUGCUUGUCCACCAAUCAGGCAAAAAAAAUAAGCCAACCUGUGGAUGAAUCGCUUAUGGCAAUACCUAUUGAAGCAGGGCUAAUGGUGGUCGGCGGAGUGGACGGCAGUGGUCGAGGGGGUGGAGAUGCUCCAGAGAACCCUAUUACCACUCUUUCAAACCUUGGAAACACUUGCUUCCUCAAUUCAGUAUUAUAUACCCUUCGGUUCGCUCCUUCUUUUCUGCACAAUUUGCAUCAUCUUGCGCUCGAUCUCCAAGAGUAUUCCGGUCGGGCUGGCCUUAAGUGCUCAUCUUUGGGUAGAGGAGGAAAAAGUUGGAGCAGUAAAGACCUCGGUUCAUUGACGGGUGGAGAUGCCCUGAAGAUGCAAAUUGCUACCGAUAAGCUGCAUCAACUGUACGAGUCUUUGAGGACUGAAGAAGUGAAGGAUCAUCAUUCCGAACCUUUCCAUCCUCAUCUAUUUCUCCAGUCUCUUAGGGAUGUGAACCCAAUAUUUGAAGGCAACCAACAACACGAUGCACAUGAACUUUUGGUGUGCUUAUUAGACAACAUUCGUGAAACAUGUUGUCAGUUACGACAAGCUGCGUCUGUUUCUGCUGUUACCACGGCACCUCCUCCGCCACUACCUCCUGUUAAGCAGUCUUGGUCUCGACAGGUACGCAAAUCAUUAAGUAUUGGAAGGCAGGGACGUGGUAAAGGAGAAAACGACUCUAGGGGAAUCGAAUCUAUAGCUCAAAACGGGGACUGUUGUACCAACGGUGUCGAUUACGAGGAAGAAAGUACUGCUGUCGGACACAACUUCAUAUCCGAACACUUUGAGGGAGUGUCUCUAUUGAGAACUACCUGCCUUGAGUGUGAGCAGGUGACGCAAAGGAAGGAAACAUUCUGUGAUAUCUGUGUUCCUAUCACGACAGAUUCACAAGGGAAGGAUGAUGGCCUUAACGUUAACCAGCUGUACCAAUCUGCUCUCGUGACAGAGGAGUAUUUACAUGACAGUAACAAAUACUGGUGUGAAAGAUGUCUUCGUUACAAUGAAGCUAGGCGAUGCGUUAAAUUUGAGUCAUUGCCCAAACUGUUAACUUUGCAAAUUAAAAGGUUCUCUUCUGGUUAUGGGUCUGUAGUGAGCAAAGUUAAUGAGCAUAUGCCAACUCCUUUGAGGCUCGGAUGCUUUUGUGAAGGAUGUGAAAAGCUCGGCAGCCCCAGCCCAGAACAUGAAUAUAGUCUUUACUCUGUUAUCAUGCACCUCGGGGCUACCAUGGCUUCAGGUCAUUACGUUGCCUAUGUCAAACCACGAGAUUUUUCAACGGAUUAUGAAUCCUGUAACAGAGAGAGAAGGAAAACAGCUUCAUUAUCAAGUGCAGCUCCUGACAAGAGUUCUUCUGCAACUGCGAAAAAAAAGUGGUUUUUCAGAACUCCAAAGAAUGGUUCAAUUACUGAGAGUAGGGGACAGUACUUCAGGUUUGUAGGAAGGUCUUCAUGUAGAGGAUCCGACUGCUGUGGAGUGAGAAUGCGAGAAGAGGUUAACGACGAGACCUGGCUUGAGUGUGACGAUGAAACGGUUAGAGUGAUCUCGCGCCGACAGCUUGAAGAAAUAUUGGCCGGAAAGCAAGCUAAGGGUUCAGCCUUAACACCGUACCUACUCUUCUAUUCAAGGCACUAA
Messenger RNA from Nezara viridula (southern green stink bug), 1704 nucleotides. The record is from the annotation of a GenBank genome assembly. Lineage: Eukaryota; Metazoa; Arthropoda; Insecta; Hemiptera; Pentatomidae.